CAUGGCAAUUGGCAACGGCGUGCACUUCCACUUUCACCUUCUGACCUUCUGUUCUCCAUUUCCUCGACCUCCCCGACUAACGCCAUGAACGGCAAGCAGCACCUGCACCAAGGCCGCCAUGGCAGAACUGCCUACCACUUCCAGCCUGCCAAGAACUGGAUGAACGAUCCAAACGGGCCUUUUUACCACAACGGCAUGUACCACUUCUUCUACCAGUACAACCCGCACGGCCCGACAUUUGGCACCGGCAAGCUCUCCUGGGGCCACUCCGUCUCCGGCGACCUCGUGAACUGGGCCUUCCUCGGCACCGCGCUGGACCCCACGUCGCCGUUCGACGCCAAGGGCUGCUGGUCGGGGUCGGCCACGACGAUGCCCGACGGCCGCCUAGCCAUCCUCUACACCGGACUCGACGCCGACGACGUGCAGGUGCAGAACGUGGCCUUCGCCAAGAACCCGUCGGAUCUGCUCCUCCGGGAGUGGGACAAGCCCAGCUUCAACCCGAUCGUCCCCCAGCCCGCGGACAUCACGCGCAACAACUUCCGCGACCCCACCACGGCGUGGCUCGGCCACGACGGCCUCUGGAGGUUCGCCGUCGCCGCCGAGGUCGCCGGCGUGGGCUCCACCGUGAUCUACCGCAGCGCCGACUUCAUUACCUGGGAGCGGAACGCCGCGCCGCUGCACGCCGCGCCGGGCGUCCCCUGCUGGGAGUGCCCCGACUUCUUCCCCGUGGUGGAGCACGGCACGGAGGGGCUCGACACGUCGGCAAACGGCCCCGGGGUGAGGCACGUGCUCAAGCUCAGCAAGGCCGCCAACGAGGACUACUACGUGGUCGGGUGGUACAACGACGGCGCCGACACGUUCUCGCCGGUGGAGGAGGGCGAGCGGGGUGGCGACGUCCGGAACUGGCGCCGGAUCGACCACGGGCACCUGUUCGGGGCCAAGUCCUUCUUCGACGCGCGCAAGAACCGGCGCGUGCUCUGGGCGUGGGUCGACGAGACGGACGGAAGCUCCUACGACGGCGCCAAGGGAUGGACUGGAAUUCAGUCGUUUCCGAGAGCCCUGUGGCUGGACACCGAAGGGAAGCAACUGGUGCAGUGGCCGGUGGAAGAGAUCGAGACGCUGCGGAGGAAACGAGUGGCUUUGUUGGGCAAGGAGGUAGGCUCCGGCGAGCUGCACGAGAUCGCCGGCAUCGAGACCCUGCAGGCGGACGUGCAGGUGGUGUUCGAGAUCCCGAACCUGGAGGACGCCGAGCAGCUCGACCCCAAGUGGCUGCAAGACCCCCAGAAAUUGUGCGCGGAGAAGGGCGCCACCGUGGAGGGCGGCGUCGGGCCGUUCGGGCUGAUCGUGAUGGCGUCGGGCGACAUGCAGGAGCAGACCACCGUCUUCUUCAGGGUGUUCAAGCACGAUGACGCGUACAAGGUUCUCAUGUGCACCGACCUGACAAGGUCAUCGACCAAAGAAGGGGUGCAGAAACCGGUUUACGCAGGAUUUGUCGACGUGGACGUGGAGAAGGACAAGUGCAUAUCGCUGAGAACACUGAUUGAUCACUCUGUCAUUGAGAGCUUCGGAGGUGGGGGCCGGACUUGCAUCACUGCUCGAGUGUACCCUGAACACGUCGCAACAGGCAGCAGUCACCUGUACGUCUUCAACAACGGAUUGCACGCGGUGAAGGUGCCCAAGCUCGAGGCUUGGGAGCUUGCCACGGCAAGCGUCAAUGUUGAAGAUGACGGCCUGAAUGCAUUGCUGCCGCCACUGGUUGUUCCAAUCCUAUCGGAUGACGCUGAAUAGGCGCAAUCAUCGUCACAAGGAGUGAAGCAUGAUUUCAAAUAAAGCCCUAGUUCGUUCCAAUAUGGUUGUGCUGCAGAUGGAUUGUCCUUGGUUAUUACGAGGUCUGGAGUCUGAAAGGUUUACACUUGGGUUAAGUAUAUUGUCUAGAGUUAUCAUACUCAAAUGGAAAUAUUUGUUGCCAGCUGUACGUCCUUUUCUAGUGGGCGCUCCAAAAAUAGGUAAUAGUGUGUCUUUCAAAGUAGGGCUGAUUUUGAAUUACUCCCUCUCCACAGCAAUAUAGCUACUUUUAAAUUUGUUCUAAGUUAAA
Setaria italica (foxtail millet) is the source of this 2095-nucleotide messenger RNA. Its product is annotated as beta-fructofuranosidase, insoluble isoenzyme 7. Gene Ontology annotation, biological process: carbohydrate metabolic process. Gene Ontology annotation, molecular function: hydrolase activity, hydrolyzing O-glycosyl compounds. The coding region runs from base 85 to 1788 and encodes 567 amino acids. Lineage: Eukaryota; Viridiplantae; Streptophyta; Magnoliopsida; Poales; Poaceae. The transcript has 6 exons. The record is from RefSeq and is a predicted model, not a curated record.